Messenger RNA from Papaver somniferum (opium poppy), 1062 nucleotides. RefSeq lists its product as uncharacterized. The coding region runs from base 1 to 1062 and encodes 353 amino acids. The record is from RefSeq and is a predicted model, not a curated record. The transcript has a single exon. Lineage: Eukaryota; Viridiplantae; Streptophyta; Magnoliopsida; Ranunculales; Papaveraceae.
AUGGCCAAAGAUUUGAUGCUUACUGUUCUCAUAACUGGUAAAACUGGGAAAGAGUUAUGGAAUCAUCUUAAAAGUCUUUUUCGAGACAACAAAGGAAACGGUGCCGCCAACCUGGAAAGUAAGUUCGUAAAUCUAAGAUUUGUUGAUUGUAACAAUGUUGAUGAUUAUUGUGAUAAGCUACAGGCACUUUCCAAUCGACCAAGUGACCUUGAUUUUCCAAUGGAUGAAAAACGUUUGGUUAUACAACUUGUUAAUGGACUUCCGAAGGAAUACAAUACUGUUGCCUCCUUCAUUCAACAAUCGAUGCCAUCGUUUGACACUGCUCGCUCUCAAUUGCGCACUGAGGAGAUUCGACGUGAACAUCAAUCAAACUCCAGCUCCCAUACUGCCCUUGCAGCUGCCAACAACCCUCGCCUUCCACCUGCUGUUUCUUCUUCCGCCUCCAACAGAUUUCGAUCCGCGUCUGUCCAUCAUCGUUCUGAGCACAGUCCUCUGCUGGGCCACCAAGCUGCUCUCCUGCCCACCCCACCAGGCCCACGACAUCACUACCCCAACGCACCCAACUGGGCUCCCCAAUGGACGUCUUCACCAAGCCCAUACUCUGCUGUACCUUACUGGAGUCAUCGGCAUUCUAUCUCUGGUCGUGGCCGUGGUCGUCAUUUCCGUGGGCGUGGUCGUGGUCGCGGUCGCAGCACCUCGACAGCCCGUUCCCCACAAGCCUACGUCACUCCUACCACGGAAUACCUUCAACCAUCGGAUAUUGCCGAAGCAUACAGCUCUAUGAGCAUUCGAGCGCCGGAUGAUGACUUCUAUAUGGACAAUGGCGCAACCUCCCACAUCACCUCGGAUCCAGGUAACUUACAUAAUGUUUUUCCUUCGAGCAAUGUGCGGUCUAUCUUAGUGGGUAAUGGCAGCAGCAUUCCGGUAAUAAGAAUCAUUCCCCCAAUCUUUGUCAUUCUUGUCAAAUUAGCAAACAUGUUCGUCUUCCCUUUUAUGACUCUCAUUAUGCCACUAUUGCUCCUUUUGAUAUUAUUCAUAGUGAUUUAUAGACAUCUCCGUUGA